CUCAUCUGAUCUAUUGCAUCUGCUUGAUCAAUUCGCAAUUUGCUGAACAAUGUCCGUGACAGACAGCGACGAUCAGCUGGCCGCAGCGCUCGAGGAGCGUUUUGCGACCCUGGACGAGGAGGAGCUGGAUUUCUUAAAAUCUCAGACCGGUAUCGUCAACCAAGACGAGUUGAACCGACACGUACUCGAAGUCCAGAAAGAAGCAUUCAAGGUGUUUCCGUAUUCGUGCAUCCAGAACUUCAACUUUGUCAAGCUGAAGAUCUCGCGCUUGCCUGCGUACUACCAGCUUUUGAAGCUCGGCAAGGAGCGUGAGGGAGCAAUCUUCCUUGACAUCGGUUGUUGCUUUGGUAAUGAUAUCAGGAAGGCGAUUUCCGAUGGCUUUCCGAUUCAUAAUGCCAUUGCAUCUGACCUCGAAGCCGACUUCUGGAAACUCGGUCAUCGUCUCUUCAACUCCUCCUCAGAGACAUUCCCUGUUCCAUUUGUCCCCGGAGACAUCUUCUCCCCCACCUUCCUUGCUCCUUCCCCGCCCUUUUCCACACCCCCGAGCACACCCGCCCCACAUUUUCCUUCCCUGACGACCCUCACGCCCCUCCUCGGGCAGGUCUCCGCAAUUCAUGCUUCCUCGCUAUUCCACCUCUUUGAUGAGGCCCAGCAACUCCAGCUCGCACGCGCCCUAGCCGGAUUACUCUCGCCGUUGUCUAACUCCGUCAUCUUCGGCUCACACGGGGGACGGCCUGAGAAGGGGUUCCGCGAGCGCCCGCGGGAGCGUGGUGGGCGGAUGUUCUCCCAUUCACCAGAGAGCUGGAAAGAGAUGUGGGAGGAGGAGGUAUUUGGGAGAGGCGAGGUGAGGGUGGAGGCGGAACUGAAGGAGGGGAGAAUGAGGAGCGGGUCGCGGGACGAGGAGGGAAGGGCCUGGAGGCUCGUGUGGUCUGUGACGAGAUUGUAGAUUGCGACGAGUAGUGGAAGUUGUCGUUCUGCGCUAUGACAUUAUUUUGUGAUCUCUUUACGUUGAGCCG
Messenger RNA from Laetiporus sulphureus 93-53, 1016 nucleotides. RefSeq lists its product as uncharacterized. Bases 50 to 946 code for a protein of 298 amino acids. The transcript is spliced from 6 exons. The record is from RefSeq and is a predicted model, not a curated record. Lineage: Eukaryota; Fungi; Basidiomycota; Agaricomycetes; Polyporales; Laetiporaceae.